AUGGGGAUCUGCCAGGGCUGGGAGCCAUUGCCAGUCCCCUUUGAGGCCUUUCCCAAAGCCCAGCUAAAGUCAUGUCCAAGCAUUCACCUUUACCUGCUAAAACGCUGCCAAACGAAAAAUGUUGAUGUGGGCCCAGCUAUUCUGAUCUCACUGCUGAGCUCCACAACAAACCAAGCUCGUCUGACUGUGAGUCCCAGCAGCUCUCAGUUCUUUGAAGAAGACUUUGUGUCUCUGAACUGUGAGGAGGACGACAGCUCUGCUGGAUGGACUCUGAGGAGAAACACAAGCACACGGCAGAGGACUCAGUGUGGAGAUGGGUGGGGAAAACCAGCUGGUUCUUCCUGUAACAUCAGUCACAUCUACAAAUGGGAGACUGGAGUUUACUGGUGUGAGUCCAGAGAGGGUCCCAUCAGUAACAUGGUUAACCUGACAGUCACUGGUGGAUCAGUGAUCCUGCAGAGUCCUGUCCUCCCUGUGAUGGAGGGAGAUGACGUCACUCUGCUCUGUAAAACAAAGACCACUCCCUCCAACCUCCCAGCUGCUUUCUAUAAAGAUGGCUCCCUCAUCAGGAAGCAGCCUACAGGUCACAUGACCAUCCAGCAUGUUUCCAGGUCUGAUGAAGGCCUCUACAAGUGUGACAUCAGCGGUCAUGGAGAGUCUCCAUCCAGCUGGAUCACUGUCACAGGUAGACCUACAACCACAACUUCGCCCAUCACCUCUUCAAACAUGCCCCCAACCAUAUCUUUGCCCUCUUACUCCACCACGCUGAGACUGGUCUGUCACAUGGUGGUGAUCUGUCCAUACUUCAUCUCCACUCUCCUCAUGGUGUCUUUAUAUCGAUGCAGAGCCAAAGGAAAUGACCCCACCAUCUUCUUGGCAACAGAAACUAACGCUGAUGAGAGACUCUGUGAGGACUAUGAUGAUAUUGCUGAGGUGACCACUGAGCAUCAGCGCUGA
This is a messenger RNA of Pelmatolapia mariae (spotted tilapia), 957 nucleotides long. RefSeq names its product low affinity immunoglobulin gamma Fc region receptor III-like. The transcript is spliced from 6 exons. The record is from RefSeq and is a predicted model, not a curated record. NCBI's taxonomy places the organism in Eukaryota, Metazoa, Chordata, Actinopteri, Cichliformes, Cichlidae. Gene Ontology annotation, biological process: cell surface receptor signaling pathway. The coding region runs from base 1 to 957 and encodes 318 amino acids. Gene Ontology annotation, molecular function: transmembrane signaling receptor activity. Gene Ontology annotation, cellular component: plasma membrane.